This is a messenger RNA of Phragmites australis (common reed), 2023 nucleotides long. RefSeq names its product bZIP transcription factor ABI5 homolog. The transcript is spliced from 4 exons. Lineage: Eukaryota; Viridiplantae; Streptophyta; Magnoliopsida; Poales; Poaceae. Gene Ontology annotation, molecular function: DNA-binding transcription factor activity. Gene Ontology annotation, biological process: positive regulation of DNA-templated transcription. Bases 291 to 1553 code for a protein of 420 amino acids. The record is from RefSeq and is a predicted model, not a curated record. Gene Ontology annotation, cellular component: nucleus.
CCUCCCGUUUCGGCGCCCACACGCAGCCAGCCCCGGCCGGCCCCCACGCGCACAUACGCUCGCGUCCGCGCGGCACGGUUUGCUCCCCGUUCAGCACUCUCCCCUCCGUCACUUCGGCGGUUGGCUUUGCCGCUCGUCAACCUGCGUUGGGCAUCGGCUGACGGCCGGGCCGCCGCGCGCUGCCUCGGUGCUCUCUCGCCGGCGUUCGAGAAGGCUACAAAAUAAGCAAGACGAGCAGCGUUCAAAGACACAGUAGCAGAGUGUUAAAAUACUCCUGCAGAUUGAGUGAGAUGGCGUCGGAGGUGAGCAAGAACGUGAAGGUCCUCAACGAGCAGGAGGUCACCUCGCACCAGCGUGACCAGAGCGUUCGCGCUGGGACCAGCGCUGCUGAGGAGCAGUCGGAUCCGUUGGCGCUGCAGUCGUCGAUCCUGUCGCUGACGCUGGAGGAGCUGCAGAAUUCGCUCUGCGAGCCUGGGCGCAACUUCGGGGCCAUGAACAUGGACGAGUUCAUGGCAAACAUAUGGAACGCCGAGGAGUUCCAGGCCACCACCGGCGGCUGCAAGGGGGACUUGGAGGAGGAGGCCAUGGCAACGGGAACUGGUGAGAGCGGAGGUGGAGGUGCGGGAGGAAGCGGAUUGAGCCGGCAGGGGUCGUUCUCCCUGCCGCCGCCGCUGUCCCGGAAGACGGUGGAUGAGGUCUGGGCCGAGAUCAGCCAGGGGCCGGUGGAUGCCCAGGCUCACGCCGCGCCGCAGGCCAUGGUCCAGCCGCAGAUGGAGAUCGGCGGCGUCGCGGCCAGCGGUCGGCAGGUGACGCUGGGCGAAAUGACGCUGGAGGAUUUCCUGGUCAAGGCCGGCGUCGUCCGAGGAGCCUUCACAGACCACGGCCAGGCAGCCGCGGCGGUCGGGAUGGUCCCAGCUGGGCCGAUGAGCCACAUGCAGCAAGUGCAGCUUGCGGCUCCCAUGAUGUUCCAAGUGGCGCCGGCCAACGCCGUGUACCCGGUGAUGGGUGACGGCAUGGGCUACCACAACGGGUACCCUGGGGGCAUGGUGGUGGUGCCGCCUCCCCCGCCGUCUCAGUGCGUGGCGGCCGCCGUGAGCCCGGGGUCGUCGGACGGGAUGAGCGCGAUGACACAGGCGGAGAUGAUGAACUGCAUUGGCAACGGAGGGAUGGUUCGGAACGGCAACGCGCGGAAACGCGAGUCCCCGGAGGAUGGGUGCACCGAGAAGACGGUGGAGCGCCGGCAGCGGCGCAUGAUCAAGAACCGUGAAUCGGCAGCCCGGUCACGCGCCAGAAAACAGGCAUAUACCGUGGAGCUUGAGGCUGAAUUGAACCACCUCAAGGAGGAGAAUGCACGCCUUAGAGCGGAGGAGGUACUGAGAAACAAAAUAUUGGUCAUCUAUAUUUUUCAUUGUUUUUCACUGCUACUAUGCAUGGAUCUGAUCAAACACGUCGUCUCUGUUCCAUUCUCUUUCGCAGAAGACGAUUCUGUUGUCAAAGAAAAAGAUGCUGUUGGAGAAGAUGAUGGAGCAGUCAAGGGAGAACGUGAGCGCUAAGGGCGGCCGCGGGCUGCGCCGCUGCGGCAGCUCCAUGUGGUGAAAUAUGGCGCAUGACUCGCAUUCUGUCAUUCCAUUUUGCUCGCUCCUACAGAAAGUAAUAUGGCGGUAAUGGUGUUGGAAUGGUAGCAGCAUCUUAGGCCGUGUUUGUUUGAGCUUCUGUUUUUGAGCUUUUCUGAAAAACUGUGCUUUUGAUUUUUCUGAAAAGCUGCUUUUAGAAAUAGGUUGUUAACUUUUACAAUAAAUUUUUGGCUUCUCAAAUACAUAGCUUCUCAGAGAAGCACAUCUUAGCGAGCUUCUCAGCUUUAGUUCAUUUUCCUCAGAAACAGACUUCUGGUUUCUUCAGAAAUCACUUCUCCAGAACCUUGUUUGUUCUGGCUUCUGGCUUCUGACUUCUGCCAGUAGCAGAAGCAGCAAACAAACACAGCCUUAGUAUGUGCUGUGAUGGCUGUAAAAUCUGCAAGGGCGCC